UUAUCUUUCCUCAUCAUAUAAUUAUGUUAGAAGUUGUUGUAAGUUUAAUUCUGUAGAUUUUUUUUUUUUUAAUUUGUCAUGGGGUCUAUUGGUAACCCAAGAACCUGGGUGCCAUACAUGAACACCAAAGACUGUUCACAAGGUUUUUGUAGCUGGUAUUGUCCCCAAUGGUGCUACAUCAUCUUCCCUCCUCCACCUCCCAUAGAAUUCCCUGAUGAUGAUUCAGGCCCAAAUUUCUCCCCUCUGGUGAUUGCAAUCUUGGGCAUUCUGGCCAGUGCUUUUCUUCUAGUAAGUUACUAUACAAUAAUAUCUAAAUAUUGUGGGAACCCGGACUCGACUAGGAGAAGAGAGAAUCCUGACACUAGUGAAGUUUUGGAAGACAAUCACAACCCAUCCACCCAUGAGCCAUGGCAGACUUCAACCACCGGUUUGGAUGAGGCUCUGAUCAAGUCCAUUACAGUUUGCAAAUACAAAAAGGGUGACUGCUUGAUUGAAGGAACAGAUUGCUCUGUUUGCCUCAGUGAGUUCCAAGAAGAUGACAGUUUAAGGCUCUUGCCUAAAUGUAGUCAUGCUUUCCAUGUACAUUGCAUUGAUACAUGGCUUAGGUCUCACUCAAACUGCCCUUUGUGUCGUGCUAAUAUAAUCUUUAUUAGUGUUUCACCACUUCCAUUGCCAACUCCAGUGACAGAAAGUCCUCCAGGCAAUGAAUCUUUGCAGGAUAGGCAACCUGUGACAAAUGAAAAUGUAGCCGCUGCACAAGAAACAGGAAGGAGGAGGACUGUGCAGGAGGUGAACAGAGUUCAGAGCGAUCUUGGCGACGUGCAAGGAAGAGAUACCGUAAUUGAGAUUGGAGAAGAAGGUUAUCAACAGAUGAGAAGAUCAGUUUCAAUGGAUCAUUUCUGUCAAACCCAACGAUCAGUUGCUGAUAUUUUGCCUAUGAAUCAAGAGGAAGACACUAAAGUUGAAGAGUUCCACUUAUCAUCAGGUAUUGCUGGAUCGUCAAAACAACCAGCUGAAGGCAGUAAGGUUAGCAACAAAUUAAGGGUCUUGCAGUACUGUGUAAUGAACCCUGCUGCAAUGAAGAGAUCCUUUUCGAGUGGUAGGUUUUUUCUUACCAGGCAAGGAAGAGUAAGAGAUCCAACUAUCUCUCUCUGAAUAUAUACUUUUGAUCAUAUUCAUAGCAGAUUUAUAUGUGUAAUUUGUAAUAGAUACCAAGAUAGCCUCAGUGUGAGAACUAUGAUCUACCUGUGAAAUCAAAAUUAGAUAUCUCAAUGUUUUUUUGAACUUUCGUCAUUUCUCUGGUUCGUUUAAUUAUUAGAUCGGAGAAAAACAUGUGUAAUUUGUUACUAAUUUUCUUUCUUCUCCCAAUUGCUUCUACUUCCUGAUAACAAUUUGUUUCCACAUUCUAUCUAUUAUCAUAUAUGUAUA
Durio zibethinus is the source of this 1428-nucleotide messenger RNA. Its product is annotated as E3 ubiquitin-protein ligase Os04g0590900-like. Gene Ontology annotation, molecular function: transferase activity. Gene Ontology annotation, biological process: protein ubiquitination. The record is from RefSeq and is a predicted model, not a curated record. NCBI's taxonomy places the organism in Eukaryota, Viridiplantae, Streptophyta, Magnoliopsida, Malvales, Malvaceae.